CAGGGUGCGGCAGAAAAGACAGCGUAGUAACCCAUAGUACAGUGUAUAUCGGCUCGAUGAUUACAGAUGUAAGAUGGGAUUCAUACAAUACGUAACCCAGAUGUUCCUCCUGGUGAUAAUCUUCAGUCUUCUCGGCCACUCUUCUGGUCAACUGGAAAUACUCAAAAAUGAUUCCCCUAUAAAGGCACUGGUGGGUGAUGAGAUAACCGUCCCUUGUCACUUCGCUGGCUACAAGGCUUCAUCUUUGACUACUUCUACUGUUGCGGUUUGCUGGACUAAAGGAACAGAAAAUACACUUGUCCUUUUGUUUGAUGGUAAAAAUUAUACAGAUCUGGGUCAUAUAUAUCGGAAACAAAUCUUGUACGGGGAGAUGCCAGUCUGUAUAUACCCAACCUUCAGUUCAGUGAUGAAGGAGAAUACACCUGUUCUGUAAUCGUCACUCCUGAAGAAGCCAUUAGUAAAGUCACUGUGCAGGUGUCAGCUGUGCCAUCUUGUAGGCUGAGUGACUCCACACUAGUAAUGAAUCCUGACACGGAGAGAUCUGUCACAUGUUAUGUGAACGGCUUCUAUCCGGAAAGUGUGGAAAUACAAUGGCUGAAGUACAGUAAAGCUUCCUCCAACCAAUCUGAACUGAAUAGCCAGACCUGCACCAGUGAGCCCGUCCAGAACCACGAUGGGACCUACAAUGUGACCAGUGUCCUGUCUACGAGACCUGUGAGCACAGAUAUGGACGGAGACGUGUAUUCCUGUGUAGUCUCCCACAGGUCGCUGACAGAUCGUCUGACAUCUAAUGUUACUCUCUCUAUUAAAAGUAAAACUAGACCAUGGAUUGUAGUUGGAAUUUUGGGGGCUAUUAUUAUACUACUGGUACUGGCAGGAGUAAUAUUCUACCAUUGUAAAAAAGUGAAACCAAAUGUAACAGAGAUUUAUACAACAAACCUGAUUCAUGAGAAGACGUGUUCUCUGAGAUGUUUUAUAACAGGCUUCAGACCAGGCAAUCUUACUAUUAGGUUAUACACAGAGAAAGACAAAGAAAACCAGAUUAAAGUAGAUUCCUGGAGCUCCAUAGAACCCAGAAAGAAGUCACCAGAGAACAAUACUGAGCAGGGUACACUUUUGCAGAACAAACAUGAACCCACACACCCGGCCCUGGAACCUCUUAUAAAACGAUGUAAACUCUUCCUUUUGGACUGUGACUGUUUCAUAGCUAUAACUCCCAUAUUCCACAUACAUGAUGGGGCACUGCUCACUCUGGAGGUUCGCCAUGCUGCACUGAUGUUACCCAUUUACAGACAUCUACAACUAGAGGUGAAAUGUAAACCCAAAAUGGAUGACAUUGAGGCCAACCAAGCAUUCUACAAAUCUGGGGACCUGUUGCAGCUAAAAUCUAAAAUUCACUCUUUUUAUCCAGAAAGUAUAAAAGUGAUAUGGUCCAAAGACAGGGAAGAAAUUACAUCGCAGGUUACUGCAGCUGAAAAAGACGACAAAGGGCUGUUUUCUGUCGUAAGUUCUAUGCAAUGCACUGUUACAGAGGAAGACUUUGGGAAACCAUUCAGGUGUAAGGUGAUGCACAAGACGACCUCCAAGUUUGUUACAUGGAGACUAGAGAAACGAGCUCUUCCCAUAAUGGAUGCAAUCCAAGCCAACCAAGAAGCAUACAGCGCUGGAGAAACAUUGGAGCUGAGGUGCAAAAUUCACUCAUUUUAUCCACAUAACAUACAAGUGACAUGGCAGAAAGGAGAAGAAGAGAUCCCAUCACAAACGCGCGAACCUGAAGAUGAGAGUGAACCCUAUUAUGUUCUCGGUCAUAUAAGUUACACUGUUAAAGAGGAAGAUUUGGGGAAAAUAUUUACCUGUCAAAUUAAACACCCGUACAAGAAUGAUAGUGUCCAGUGGAGACUGGAAAAGAAAACAGGAAAUUGAAGCAACAUUAAGUCCAUGUGGGAUCAGCACUGAAUAAUUUCUGGAAAUCAUCUUCUCUUUACAAUGAUGAGGAUAACUGAAGGGUGACUACUAAUACUGGCAGAAAAUGAUGAAAUUAUGGAGACCACUCUGUCGGCCAGUCCACUAGCCAAACGUAAUCUGAUGGUGACCGUUUUAAGGGGAAUCUGUCCCCAAUUUGAAACAGUAAUCUCUGCUUAGUACUACAGAUAAUGAGUCCAGAUCACUAUUUUUAUUUUAUACAAUAGUGAUCUGAACUCUAUAUCUGCAGUACUACUUAUAUAUGACUGUAGAUAAUGGUCCUAAAUUGGGAUGACCGAUUCCCUUUAAACUCAAUACAAAACCUGGUGUUGACUAGUCCACUACCCAGCAACAGUUCCCAAAUAAGACUGCUCACAACCUUUUCAAUGUCUGCACAGGAAAGGAGCAAUCCCCAAAUGAUGCAUACAAAAUAAUCCCAGCAGACGAACUUGCUCUUCAGAAUGUAGUUUAUAAACUAUCAACUAUCCAGGCACAACCUUGUGCCAAGGUCUCCACCACCCAGACUUGGGGUCCAUUCACACGUCCGUAAGUGUUUUGCGGAUCCGCAAAACACAGACACCGGCAAUGUGCAUUCCGCAAUUUG
Molecule: messenger RNA, 2566 nt
Organism: Bufo gargarizans (Asiatic toad)
Lineage: Eukaryota; Metazoa; Chordata; Amphibia; Anura; Bufonidae
Exons: 8
Coding region: 520-1923 (467 amino acids)
Source: RefSeq, a predicted model, not a curated record